ACAGCGCAAUAACUUGAGGGCACAGCUGGAUUUUCAGAUUCGGAUUUUAUUUCUCCCUUAUAAUGGAGGAGGUAUAGCAGCCCGCAAGUGAGAUUUCGAAGUUUCGUAUCCUUUUUCUUCACUUGUGGGGUCCUCUGUUUUUCUUACUCUGUUAUUGACAGCCUAAUCAACAGCCUGGAAACCUGUGCUUGUACCCACACUAAAAGGCUUCAACUUCAUAAUGGUCUUCCACUCACCAAUUGGGUUCAUGUAAAUCUUACUUCUAGCUUCAACUCUUUCUCGUCUCUAUCAUAUCUCUUCACCUGGCACCACAUUAUGCGCAUUUUGCUCCUUCCAUGAGGUUUUGUGUAUGUUGCCCACAAACUGCUUGACAAUAGGAUUUGCAGCGUUUUGCUCAUUUUUGACGUAAUUCUGAGGUGUCUGUGAAUUUCCCGGCUGAUUCGUUUUUCUGUGAAUCGGGUAUUCGGCAACCCGUUUAUGGAUUAGUGAAGACCCGGAAGUUAAGAUGGUGAAGGUGAACAUAGUGAAGUGGGUUUCUUUUGUUCUGGUAGUGUUUUUGUUCUUGGUGGAUGAGUCAUUUGCCUCAUACACCCCUCCUGAUAAUUAUCUGAUUGCUUGUGGUUCUUCUGAAAAUAUCACUUUCCAAGGUCGUACUUUUGUCCCUGAUUCACAGCACUCUUCAUUAGCAUUGGAAUCUGGGAAUUCUGUUGCUGCUGCUAGUUCUAGUUCUCGUGCCCCAUUCCCAUUAUACCAGUCAGCUCGGAUUUUCACGGAGAAAGCUUCUUAUAGCUUUGAAAUUCAGCAACAAGGCCGUCACUGGGUCCGUCUGUACUUCUUCCCUGUUAAAAACCCUAGCCAUGACUUGAAUUCUGCCUCGUUAACUGUGGUCACUGGUGAAUUUGUUCUCUUGAACAACUUCACCUUUAAGAACUACAAUGGUUCUUAUAUGUUCAAGGAGUACGCAAUCAAUGUUACAUCUGAUAGCUUGACUCUUACCUUCCUUCCGUCAAAUGGUUCGGUGGUUUUUGUCAAUGGUAUUGAAGUUGUAUCAAUGCCAAAUGACUUGUUUGUUGAUCAGGCAUUGGCUUUAAGCCCAUCAACCCCAUUCAGUGGCCUUUCCGAGCUUGCUUUUGAAACUGUUUACCGGUUGAAUAUGGGAGGUCCUCUGCUUAAUGCUCAAAAUGAUACCCUUGGAAGGACUUGGGAGAACGAUCUGAAAUACCUUCAUGUGAAUAGUUCUGUCCUUAAUGUUUCAGUUAACCCUUCGACCAUCAAGUAUCCAGCUGGUGUUUCAUCCGAGACUGCACCAAAUUGGGUUUAUGCCACUGCAGAAACGAUGGGUGAUGCAAAUGUGGCUCAAAAUACUUUCAACAUUACUUGGGUCUUCCCUGUGGAUCCAAACUUCUCUUAUUUCAUUCGGGCACACUUCUGUGAUAUUAUGAGCAUAUCUCUCAAUAGUUUAGUGUUUGAUAUGUUCAUAAAUUCUGAUAUAGCUCUUGGAGGUUUUGACCUCUCAUCCAUAACUGGUAACUUGGCUGUGCCUUACUACAAGGACUUCGUUUCCAAUGCCUCCACAGAAUCGAACACUUUGAGUGUAAGUGUUGGUCCAGAUUCAAUGGCAGACAUGACAAACGCCACCAUGAAUGGGCUGGAGAUAAUGAAAAUUAGCAAUGCAUUGAAGAGCUUGGACGGGCUAUCUUCAGUGGAUGGUCUUCUUCCUAGAUCAUCUUCGAAGGCGAACAAGAUAGGAAUAAUAGUUGGUGCUGCUGUUGGAGCAGUAACUGCUAUAGCAUUCGUCGGUUUGUGUUACUACUGCUGCUUUGUGAGACGCCGGUCAAAGUCCACUCAACAAGGUAAUUCAUGGCUGCCUUUGCCCCUAUAUGGAAACUCUCAGACCAUGACAAAAUCAACAAUGUCACAGAAGAGUGGGACAGCAAGUUACAUUUCUUUAGCCUCGACGAAUAUUGGGCGUUUCUUCAGUUUCCAAGAGAUCCUAGAUGCAACCAACAAAUUUGAUGAGAAGCUGCUUCUUGGGGUUGGUGGUUUUGGGAGGGUUUAUAAAGGAACACUCGAAGAUGGCACCAAUGUAGCUGUCAAAAGAGGCAAUCCCAGAUCUGAACAAGGCAUUGCUGAAUUCAGAACUGAAAUCGACAUGUUGUCCAAGCUUCGCCAUCGUCAUCUUGUGUCUCUCAUAGGCUAUUGUGAUGAGAGGUCAGAAAUGAUUCUUGUCUAUGAAUAUAUGGCUAAUGGACCUCUUAGAAGCCAUUUGUAUGGAGCAGACCAGCCACCACUAUCAUGGAAGCAGCGGCUUGAAAUUUGCAUUGGAGCAGCUAGGGGCCUCCAUUAUCUUCACACUGGUGCAGCUCAAAGCAUAAUUCACAGAGACGUGAAGACAACAAACAUCCUCUUGGAUGACAAUUUUGUUGCCAAAGUUGCUGACUUCGGCCUCUCAAAAACUGGCCCUGCUCUGGAUCAGACCCAUGUAAGCACUGCAGUGAAAGGCAGUUUCGGUUAUCUUGACCCUGAGUACUUCAGAAGGCAACAACUCACAGAGAAAUCAGAUGUGUAUUCAUUUGGAGUAGUUCUAAUGGAAGUAUUAUGCACAAGGCCAGCUUUGAAUCCUGUCCUUCCAAGGGAGCAAGUUAACAUAGCUGAGUGGGCGAUGACCUGGCAGAAAAAGGGCAUGCUUGAUCAAAUCAUGGAUCAAAAUCUGGUGGGGAAGGUGAGUCCUGCUUCUCUUAAGAAGUUCGGCGAGACGGCCGAGAAAUGCUUGGCCGAGCAUGGUGUGGACAGGCCAUCUAUGGGAGAUGUAUUGUGGAAUCUUGAAUAUGCUCUGCAGCUUCAAGAGACCUCUUCAGCACUCACAGAACCUGAAGAUAAUAGCACAAAUCACAUUACUGGAAUUCAGCUGACUACGCUUGAGCCUUUUGAUAACAGUGUAAGUAUGAUUGAUAUGGGUAACUCUGGCACAGAUGAUGAUGCAGAAGAUGCUGCCACAAGUGCAGUGUUCUCACAAUUGGUAAAUCCUCGAGGAAGAUAAAAUCUUCCUGUGUGUGUUCAUGGUCAAUUCCAGCCUUGGGCCAUCAAGUACAGUGGCCUUUUUUGGCCUCGGAACAAGUUGAGAAGUUCCUGAUUGAUGAAUGGAGGUUUACCAUCAUUUCUCUAUAUUUUUUUAAUCCUUUUUUUUUUCCCUUGCCCAUAAGCAAGUCCUGUAACAUAGUAAACUUCCGGGUACAAAUGAACCUGUCAGAAAUUGCCUGCAAGGUACCAUCAAGAUUCUGUUGUUCUUUAUAUAAAUCAAAGGAGUUAAA
Messenger RNA from Neltuma alba, 3311 nucleotides. Its product is annotated as receptor-like protein kinase THESEUS 1. The record is from RefSeq and is a predicted model, not a curated record. Gene Ontology annotation, biological process: protein phosphorylation. Bases 506 to 3040 code for a protein of 844 amino acids. The transcript is spliced from 2 exons. Gene Ontology annotation, molecular function: ATP binding; protein kinase activity. Lineage: Eukaryota; Viridiplantae; Streptophyta; Magnoliopsida; Fabales; Fabaceae.